CGUGUUACGUGUAGAUAGUGAAGAUCAUCUUCCGUGAACACCGAAGAUCCCUUCUCUCCUCCCCUUGUCUCUUCCUUCUCUCCCUCCCCUUUGCCUUCCCUGUCUCUCCCAGCGCCGUGAAGGAUUUAACUAGGCCAGUAGACCUUGAAUCCAAGGAUCCUGCAGGCUUAAGGCUUUAGUAGUCGGCAUUCAGCGACACAAAGUUAUUACAGCACAGUGAAUCUUGCAACCAUGUCUGGACUUGCUUGGCAUUCAACCAUGCUCAAAUUUAUGCUUAGGAAAGUUCGCAGCUUUUUUGGAAUCCUCACCACCUCCUCCGUUGCUGUUGCGUCUCUCUCUACCACCUCUUCUACUCCCAAAGUUGCUGCUUCUGCCAUGGAAGACCUCAGGACCAAAGUCUGCAUCAUCGGCAGUGGCCCCGCAGCUCAUACUGCUGCCAUUUACGCAGCCCGUGCCGAGCUGAAGCCAAUUCUUUUUGAGGGAUGGAUGGCUAAUGACAUCGCCCCUGGAGGCCAGCUCACCACUACCUCUGAUGUUGAAAACUUCCCUGGAUUUCCUAAUGGGAUCCUCGGGAUAGAGCUCACGGACCUCUUCCGCAAGCAGUCUCUCAAUUUUGGCACGCAGAUCCUCACCGAGACAGUCGACAAGGUUGACUUCUCCACCACACCGUUCAAGGUAUUUACUGACUCCAAGAUCGUUCUUGCUGAUGCUGUUGUCGUUGCCACAGGCGCUGUUGCCAAGCGCCUCCAAUUCCCUGGCUCCGGUGAAGGUUCAGAAGGGUUUUGGAACCGUGGGAUCUCAGCCUGUGCCGUAUGCGAUGGCGCUGCCCCCAUUUUUAGGGGCAAGCCGCUGGCAGUGAUUGGUGGAGGGGAUUCUGCCAUGGAAGAGGCAACUUUUCUGACCAAAUAUGGAUCCAAGGUGUACCUCAUCCACAGGAGGGAUACAUUUAGGGCAUCAAAGAUCAUGCAGAACAGAGUGCUCUCUAACCCUAAGAUUGAGGUUGUAUGGAACUCUGUGGUGGAUGAAGCUUAUGGGGAUGGGCAGAAGGGGGUACUUGGUGGAUUGAAGGUAAAGAAUGUGGUGAGUGGAGAGGUUUCUAAUUUGGAGGUGUCAGGGCUCUUCUUUGCCAUAGGGCAUGAGCCUGCCACCAAGUUCUUGGAUGGGCAGCUGAAAUUGGACUCUGAUGGUUACGUUGUCACCAAACCUGGCACAACCCAGACCAGUAUCCAUGGCGUUUUUGCUGCUGGAGAUGUUCAGGACAAGAAGUACAGGCAAGCUGUCACCGCUGCUGGCACUGGUUGCAUGGCAGCCUUGGACGCUGAACAUUACUUGCAGGAGAUUGGUUCCCAGGAGGGUAAGAGUGAUUGACUAUCUGGGAUUCCCCAAGCAUUGAAAAGCCAUUUAUAAUCAGCACAAGGAAAAAAGAACUCUCAGGAGAUUCAUUUAAUGUUCUCUAUGAUUAUCGUUGUCGAAUGCAAACACGCUCAGAGUGCAGAAUUUAGUAUUACUUGGAAUUUGCCCCUUUAUUGAUACACAUUAGAUUACAAUUACUUAUUGCUGUCGAUUUUUAUGCUUCAACUGAAUGUUACUACAUUUUUAUCGUAUCGAAUGUUUUAGAGUCUAUAAUUGUCUUGGAUUUGAGUUUAAUCUUGAAAAUGAGUAUGAAUGAGAAAACUUGUUUUGGGCCUCA
Tripterygium wilfordii is the source of this 1690-nucleotide messenger RNA. RefSeq names its product thioredoxin reductase 1, mitochondrial-like. Gene Ontology annotation, molecular function: thioredoxin-disulfide reductase (NADPH) activity. Lineage: Eukaryota; Viridiplantae; Streptophyta; Magnoliopsida; Celastrales; Celastraceae. The transcript has 4 exons. The coding region runs from base 232 to 1368 and encodes 378 amino acids. Gene Ontology annotation, biological process: removal of superoxide radicals. The record is from RefSeq and is a predicted model, not a curated record. Gene Ontology annotation, cellular component: cytoplasm.